UGCUGCUGGGAGCCUGUGGCCCGUCACCACGAAGCGCAUUCUGAGUAAAGGGCUCAGAUUUUAUUUUUGGACUGUUAUGGAGCCUGUCUCUUCCAUUUGUAGGAAGGGGGUAGAGUUGAGCCUGACAUGAGUCGCCUGCUCUGACACACCAGGCUGGGACAAGCAGGCGCAACCGGCAGCCCCGCGAGCAGCAGUCUCACUCACAGGAGACUAAAGACUAAAGUGUCUAAAGUGUGCCAUCUGUCAUCUUAUACAAUCAUCAUCUGGUCGGUGGUGCCGCAUGAAAGCCCCACCCUGGACAGGAUCGCUGGAGUGUUGACUUACAGGACAGUGAAAGUGAUGCAGAGUGGACAGGAGCCGAGCGCCAUGACAGGGAGAGAGUGAGAGACCGGCUCCUCUUCUCCUUCUGGUGUUCCACCUAAAAUUAGGCCCAGGGAACCAGCAGCCUCAGCCUCCAGACUCGAACCAAAGACACGGGGGCUGAUUUCCUCAGAGCUAUGAGUUAUGGGGCUGUUUUCAGUCCGGGCCUGCUGUCCCAGCAGUACCCCCCACCCCUGCUGCCCAAACCUGGCAAGGACAAUGCCCGCCUUCAGAAACUACUUAAGAAGAGCGCCAAGAAGAAGGCCGCCCAACAAUCCCAACAGAUACCCCUCCCUUUCCGCUCGAGCUUGUCCCCUGUAAACGAGGCCAGUCCCGACCUGGAACGCAGCGACCACUCCACCCCUCCCAGGACGCCCGAGACGCCGACGUACGCAACUCUGCACCCCCGAUUCAGCGUCAGACCCCUCUACCAGCAUGUGGCCUCUCCGUACCCUCACCAUCGAGGUUUUACGUACGGCAAGACCGCCAGGUUCUCCCCUCAGCCGUAUGGAGCUCCGAGCCAACCUGCCGCUCGUGCCGUAACCCCACGUAUCACGUACACGCCCCCACUGCGGCCUGCAGGGGUAUCCCCGGGCCCAGGUAGCUAUGCUGGGGCACACCCGUUGCACGGGGGUACCCCUCCCUCUCCCGUGUCUCCUGUCACACCUGUCCCUGCCUUUGUACCUGCACCUGAGAUUUCAAGAGUCCCUGCUACAAAGCCAGCUUCAGAAGCACCUCCAGUGCCAGUACCUGUGAUUUCAACUGUGUCUUUAGCCCCUGCACCUGCACCUGCUCCUGCCCCUGCACCUGCACCUGCUCCUGCCCCUGCCCCUGCUAAGACUGUUGCCCCAAUUAAAUACCUUACACCUAUCACUUUGGUAACCCACAAAGCACCGAGUCCAAAGUUUAAUGCUUAUGAUGUCAUUAGGACCUCCUCCAGACCGAUGUUUGAAGUUCCCCAAAUCACAGUAUAUACUGCGAAGACGUCAUAUUAUGAGACAACAACAGCACCACUGCAUGAAACAACAGAAGGUAGAUUGUCUUAUUAUAGGCGAUCGCCAUCACCAAGACCCAGGAGUAGAACACCAACACCUGAGCCGAGAAGAGGAACAUCUCCUAUGAGACUUUUAAAACCAGCAUCUAAUGGUAGAAGAGGAACAACUCCAACCUCUGAAAUUAGGGGUAGAAUAACGCCAACUCCCGAAGUCAAAAGAGCGAUAACCCCAACUUCUGAGAUGAGGGGUAGAACCACUCCCAUUUCUGAAGUCAAAAGAGGGACAACUCCAACUUCUGAGAUGAGGGGUAGAACCACUCCCAUUACUGAAGUCAAAAGAGGGACAACUCCAACUUCUGAAAUGAGGGGCAGAGCAACACCAACUUCUGAAACUCGGGGAAGAACAAUGCCAAUUUCUGAAGUCAAAAGAGGGACAACUCCAACUUCUGAAAUGCGAGGCAGAGCAACACCAACAUCAGAUGUCAAAAAAGGUACAACUCCAAAAAGAGGUUCAACUCCUACAACUGAAAUCAAAAGAGUUACAACACCAACAGUAGAGAUAACUGUAUCAAAAACUCCCACUGGGCGACCAAAGACCCCUUCGCAUCAUGUGCGUGCCAAGACACCUGUAUUUGAAAUAUCAAGACCUAAUCCGCUUUUAUUUGCUGUCUCCCCAGAAUACGAGGGAAGGCGAUCUAAAACACCAACUUUACUCUCUGUAUCUGGAGAGUUAAGCCAGAAACCAUUAGAGACUGAACCGCCCAAAGUAAGUAUUCCAAAUGGUGAUGUUGAACUGAAAUCCUUGGGAACCUCCACAGCUAAAACAUUUACUGAAGUCUUGCCAAAACCUGAGACCCAAGAAUCAAUACCAAAGACGAGUGUCAUAGAACUUUUGGUGCCACCGCCUUCAACAGCAACACUUCAACCUGCAAUCACUGUGAGUUCAGCUGCCACUCAGAGACCUAAGACUCCCACUCAAGAAGUUUCCAAACCUGUCACACCAAAGACUGAAUAUCAGCAACCAAAAGUUGCUGCUAAGACUUCAACACCUUCAGCAGGGUCUACAAAAACAAAGUCAGCCCAAAGCCACGCCCAGACCUUGAAACCAAUAAUAGGAGUAAGGCCCAAGACCCCAACACACGGUGGUGCAAGAGGCACACCUAAAACAUAUUAUGGCUUAACUCCGGCAGCCUACGUUGCUCAUGGGGGCAUACAAACAUUGGCACCCUCAUACAGUAUGUCUAGACCUAAAACACCAACUGCAGAGUCACCGAAACCUGAAGAGCAGAAAGGACCUGAGAAGCAAGUGUCCUCACAAGAACCACCAAAAGUGGAGGUACCCAGUGAACAGCAAGUGAAAACUACUGUAGCUGAGGCACCAACCCAAAAGAGUACAGAAACUAAGGCCUCUUUGGGUGCAGAAGCACCAAGAGUGGAGGUACCCAGUGAACAGCAAGUGAAAACUACUGUAGCUGAGGCACCAACCCAAAAGAAUACAGAAACUAAGGCCUUUGUGGGUACAAAGCCUCAAGAGGCCAAGAAAUCACCUGCAUUACUGCCUAAGACUAAACCAGUGCCUGUGGUUGAGAGGGCUAAACCACAGGCUACUGAAGCAAAACAAGCCAAGAGCCCAGCAACUUCAACUGUGCCUAAAGCCUCUGUAACAGAGACACCAAAAGGCAAAGCUGCAAUUGCUGUGCCGCCUAAACCAAAGACUCCAACCCCAGGGGUUAAGAUCCCUCCCGCGCAAAAACAAAUUGCAGCUCAAUCUACAAAGUCAAAGACCUCUGAGAAAGACUCAGAUGAACCAAAGAAACAAGAUGUUAAAAGCAAGAUUCUUAAGGAGCAAAGUAAAGUGUCUACAAAACCAGCCGUGCCAAAAGACUCUGCUUUAGGGACCUUAACUGUUAAAGCAUCAGGGACACAAUCGAUCAGUUCCAUCCUUAGUCCCAAACCCAAAAUCAGUGAGCCACCUAAAGCAGAUAAGUGUGGGGCCCAGCCUGUGACAAAACCAAAGGAAAAGCCGGCUGAUGAAGAAAAAAACAUUAAAGAAGUAAAAACUGAAUCAAAGGCUGGUGAACCAACACUAACAAAAACUAGUGAGGAAAAGAUGGAGAAAGAAAGCGCCUUCCCGAAAGCAGAGCCUCUCCUGAAAGUAGUCAAGAAACCUAAAGGGAUGAUGAAAUCGAAGCUCAGUGGAUGGUCACGCCUCAAGAAGCACAUGGUGGUGGAGGUGGAGGAACCCAAGUUCCCUGAGCAACCACCAGCUUCUGCCACAGAGCCUAAGAAAGAAAUACCCAAUGGGGAACUGCCCAAGCUGAUCAUGAAGAAAAAAGACGAGGACGAAGCCUCGUCAUCUAGCCAGCCGUCAGAGGGCAAAGACUCCCCGCGAGCUACCAAGAUGUGGGAUGCCGUCCUCUUCCAGAUGUUCUCCACCAAAGAGAACAUCAUGCAACAGAUCAUGGCCGACAAAAGCGAGGAGGAGAAGAAGGAGCUGGAGAAGCAAGUGGCGACUAAACCCGAGGAGAUCCCUGCCUUCGCACAUCGCCUGCCAGUCCUCCUAUUCAGUCCUCGUUUCGAUGCUAAAAGGCUGAGAGAAGCAGCAUCCCGACCAGUGACUAAGAUGUCCACCGUGUUUGAAAUGGCCCUCAUAGGCCGCCAUGUGAAGGAUGAGGAACCAAAACAAUUCAACAGAACAGCAAAAGGAUUCAAUGCAUCAAACCCCACUGAAGCUUAAUUGAUAUGGGUACCGGUAAUCUGUUUCCUUUCUCUUGUUAAAUAAAUAGUGUACAGUUCUAAUAAUUAAUCAAACAAGCUCUGAAUCUUUCAUGGUAAUAAAAUAUUUAUAUUUCAACGUCCA
This is a messenger RNA of Alosa alosa (allis shad), 4214 nucleotides long. It is a transcript of the gene prr33, whose product is annotated as proline rich 33. The record is from RefSeq and is a predicted model, not a curated record. NCBI's taxonomy places the organism in Eukaryota, Metazoa, Chordata, Actinopteri, Clupeiformes, Clupeidae. The coding region runs from base 498 to 4091 and encodes 1197 amino acids. The transcript is spliced from 4 exons.